AUGCACACACAGAGACCACAUCCAGCACGGAGGCGAUUCUUUGCCCUCCUCAUAAUCACGCUUGGCCUCCUAAUACCCUCCACCACCGCCCAUGCUGAUACCCAAGACCUCUUCGAGUCAUAUGCCACCCGCGGUGAAAUACACAUCGACACAGCUCUCCUGCAUCGACGAGCAGCCCUAUCCUCCGAGCCCCUUGCCACAGCCUCAUCGCCAGUCUCGCCAUCCUCCGCAACCUCUGCCACCGCCUCCGGCGAUGUCGCCCUCCCAGCACCCUUCGACACCUCGCUGGGCUCCAACUUCACCGCCUCAACCUGUCCCACCUUCUUCAACUCCUUCCUCACCAACAGCACCUUCUCACAAUGCACACCCCUCAGCCUCCUCCUCCAAAACAGCCAAGGCUUCAUGGCGGCGCAACGCGCCCCCACACAACUCAAAGCCAUCAUGGACGCCGCGUGCGCAGCCCCCAUCUCCAUCUGCGCCGCCACCAUGACCGACAUCGCCCGCCAACUCACUCUCGACACACACUGCGGCGCCGACUUCCGCGCCCGCCAACCCCUCGUCAUUCAAGCCUACAACGGCCUCCUCGGCUACGAGGCCGUCGCCACCUCCACCUGCCUCAAAACCACAAACUACAACGGCACCGCCGCCCCCUCCACCUCCCUGCCCGACGAUGACGACGACAAAGCCGCCCAAUACUGCUUCACCGCCGCCCUCACCAACCGCGCCAGCCCCUCCGACCCCUUCCCCUACUACACGGCCAUCGGCAUGAACCUGCCCUCCGUCGCCACGCCCACCUGCAACGGCUGCCUGAAAGCCGCCAUGCAGGUUUUCGCGCAGUGGGCCGUCAAGAGCGAGCAACCCCUGAGCAUGACGUACCUGGCCUGCGCGCAGACCGUCGACGCCGUCUGCGGCGCCGGCUUCGCUGACACCAACGUCAAGGUUGGCAGCGUCAAUAGCGGCUCCGGCAUGAAGAACACGCAGCCCGAGCAGGUCAGUGCGGCGUCGGCGAGAGGCGGCGUGAGGUCUGCGGCGGUGUGGGGCGUCGCGGGCGCGGCUCUGGCCGCUCUGGCGGUGCUGUGA
Messenger RNA from Cyphellophora europaea CBS 101466, 1080 nucleotides. RefSeq lists its product as uncharacterized. NCBI's taxonomy places the organism in Eukaryota, Fungi, Ascomycota, Eurotiomycetes, Chaetothyriales, Cyphellophoraceae. The coding region runs from base 1 to 1080 and encodes 359 amino acids. The transcript has a single exon. The record is from RefSeq and is a predicted model, not a curated record.